Fusarium subglutinans is the source of this 1755-nucleotide messenger RNA. RefSeq names its product C6 transcription factor. The transcript has 3 exons. Gene Ontology annotation, biological process: DNA-templated transcription; regulation of DNA-templated transcription. The record is from RefSeq and is a predicted model, not a curated record. The coding region runs from base 1 to 1755 and encodes 584 amino acids. NCBI's taxonomy places the organism in Eukaryota, Fungi, Ascomycota, Sordariomycetes, Hypocreales, Nectriaceae. Gene Ontology annotation, molecular function: DNA-binding transcription factor activity, RNA polymerase II-specific; zinc ion binding; DNA binding.
AUGGAGCGACUAGUCUCAACACGUGCAAACACACGAUCCUCGCUAGCUUGUCUCGAGUGCCGGACAAAGCAUGUGAAAUGCGAUGCUAAACAGCCGCGAUGCAGUCGGUGCAUGGCAUACGAUAAGACGUGCCAGUAUACAGCUUCGAGACGCGGUGGCCUUGAUCGAGCUGCUUUGGCUGAAAGGCGGAGACGACUGGCUAAUAAGGCUGAUGGACAGCUGGACAAUGGCGUGUCAGAGAUUUCCGUGGUGGUAUCUGAUGAGGGAAUUAACUUAGGGGAUGAAUCUGUGACGGGGACGGAUUGGAGCUUACCUGUUCCAACACCAGUACCAGUACCGGUACCAGAGAACCGCGACACACCGCAGUUUAGCCAUGGCGGACUCACCGAUGAUGCUCUGGUUAAGUCGUACUAUGCCAACUUUCACCACUUGCAUCCUUACGCUCCCCCAUACAAACACUUAGUCCAUCUGUCCCAGGCGUCAACCUUCAACUUCAGUGCCCUCAUAGCUGCCAUGCGGCUCAUCGGUCAUAUCUACGACACCCACCAAUGGUCAGAAACACUAAGUAGCGCUGUCGAGGAUCAAAUUUCACAGCUCAAAUCAUCAGAUGCAGUGCAAGUCCAGGCUCGCCUACUCUACUCAAUCGCUUUGUUCUGGUACACGUUUAAGGCUGAAGCAAAGGAGCAGAUGGAUGCUGCAAUAGAUGUUGCCGUCAUGUUAGAGAUGCAUAAGCAGGAGUUCGCUGCUACUUUGGGAUUCGGCGACCCGGUCAUGGUUGAAUGCUGGAGACGAACGUGGUGGAUGCUAUUCAUCACGGAUGCUUCCUACGCUGGGACUUUAGGCACGAUGAAUUUCAAGACAUUACAUGUUGAACCUACCGCAGAUCUUCCUUGUGAAGAUUCAGAAUACGAGUCAGGUAUAAUCCCUGCACCAAAGACUUUACAAGACUUUGAUUCUCGCGAAUUCGAUAGCGAAGACGUUGUAUUCUCGUCCUUUGCCUAUCUCAUCGGAGCAGUGCGUUGCGCAGCACAAGUCAUCUACAUGUCACCAAAACGCGCAACAAGACAAAAUUCAGAAGCUAUCAUACAAUCCGCUGACUCGGCUUUCGAUGCCUGGCUACUGCUACUUCCCAAGGAUAAGAAGCCAGUGCUAAAGGCAGAUGGGACCAUUGAUGAGCUGAUGUUUCAAGCUCACUUGCUUAUCCAUGUUUGUGCUCGAGAACCACCGUCAGAUACACCGAAGCCAGAUCUCAUCAACGUACACACGACGAGGAUUCUCAAGUCAGUCAACGCACAAAUCCAACUAUUAGCUUUGCCGGUGCGCCCGUUCCAUCACACACCUUUCACAACAUGCAUGGUCAGCGAAGGAACUCUCGCGCUUCUCUCAGCUUGUACAUACAUGCUCAAAGACCAAGCAUUGGCAGUAGCGCGAGAUCAGAUCCGCUUGACUAUCGGAUGUCUCAAGGCUGUAGGUGAGGUUUGGCCAAGAACGGCGAGGAAUGUGAAAGAGAUACAGACUAUCGCUCGUCAUGUUCUAGGGCUUGGCGGGACUAGUGGAGAAGUGGGGAGUACGCCGGGAUCAGCGCAUAUUCCGAGUUUGAUGCAGAGCGAGGGCGAGGGUAGCACGGGAUCCCUUCCGACUAUGGACCAGGAUGAUAAUGUUUUUUCGUCUCUGGGGACUUUCGAGGAUAUCUGCGGAUGGGUCAACAUGGGUAUAGAGCUGGAUCCUAGCUGGAUGGAAGGAAGGACAAGUUGA